Molecule: messenger RNA, 3482 nt
Organism: Acanthopagrus latus (yellowfin seabream)
Lineage: Eukaryota; Metazoa; Chordata; Actinopteri; Spariformes; Sparidae
Product: 5-hydroxytryptamine receptor 3C-like
Exons: 20
Coding region: 553-3279 (908 amino acids)
Biological process (GO): signal transduction; regulation of membrane potential; nervous system process
Cellular component (GO): postsynaptic membrane; synapse; neuron projection
Molecular function (GO): transmembrane signaling receptor activity; neurotransmitter receptor activity; extracellular ligand-gated monoatomic ion channel activity
Source: RefSeq, a predicted model, not a curated record
UGACUAUUUUUGUACAUUUUCUGUCACUAAGUUCUUUACCAGAUACCAGAGCUUGUAAACUUGUAGCAGCAGUUAUGUUAUAUAAACAAAGGUUGUUUUGGAGCCGAGUUAUGUAACUUGUUUAAUAUGAUAAAAUGUAAAAAGGCUGGCAGGCAGGAGGCUCGGUGUGACACCUGAGGACACCUGUUUCUCACAGGCCAUCCACCGUUUAUUUGCGUACGUCCAGCAGGUGUGACCCCGAUGCAGCUGUGGUCGAUAUUCACCAUCCGCAGGUCACACGCCGUGGUUCAACACCCUAACCGUGGUCUGUCUCUGUUUUGUAUGAAACCACUGACAGGGAAGGUAGCCGCCUCGAGGAAUUUUCCGUUUCCCACUUCAUUUGCCAGGGGGUUUGUCCACAUCACGCUCGGUUUCCAGCGGUAGUAAGUAUAUCUUUGGCCGCCGAAGCUGAAUUUAGUCUUGCAGGAGUUGGAUCGCAAGGCAAGUGGAGGUCAUGCUUUAGCUAUUCUGAAGUAACGUCAUCUGACAUCUGUAGAGAGACUUGUUGACAUCAUGACAUCCAAGGAUACUACAGCGAAGAGUCUCCCUCCAUCAGUCCGGCCCACUCUGGUCAUGUUUCUCAUUCUUGUGCCAGCUCUGUGCGGUGCCAUCGAUGUGAACUGCUCCGAGCCGACCCAACCGGCCCUGCUGGAGGCUCUGGCCCCCAUAUUUAAUCUGAGCGCCAUACGACCCGUCAUGAGCAUGACAACCGCCACCAACGUUAGCACCUACUUCACCUUGUACGGUAUACUUGGAGUGGAUGAAAAGGCUCAACUCCUGAUCACAUUCCUUUGGCUAAAUUAUUGGUGGGUGAACGAGUAUGUCAGCUGGGACCCGGUCCAGUGCGGCACCAAUAAGAUUUCUCUUCCCAGAGACAAAUUUUGGGUACCAGACAUUGUAAUCAAUGAAUUCAUGGAUGAAAACACAGCCCCCAAAGUCCCGUAUGUCUACCUGUACAGCACUGGGGUGGUGCACGACGCUAAACCAGUCAGAGUUGUCAGCUCCUGUAACCUCGACAUCUACACCUUCCCCUUCGACAUACAGAACUGCACUUUGACUUUUAACUCCUACCUCCACUAUUCGACGGACAUAGAAAUUUUCCUGGGGAAGACUGCAGAAAACAUCACAAAGUACUCUAAGCAGGUGAUUACCACCAUGGGGGAGUGGGAGCUGCUGGACAUCACCUCCCACAAAAACAUCAUAAGUUCUUCAAGCGGUCCACACAUUGAUGAGCUCGUAUUUCAUAUCAGAGUAAGGCGCCGGGCCACCCUGUAUGUGGUGAACCUGCUGAUCCCCAGCUGCUUCCUCAUCACAGUGGACCUCUUCAGCUUCCUGCUGCCCCCACAGGCUGUGGACCGGUCCUCCUUCAAGAUGACCCUCAUCCUGGGCUACACUGUCUUCCUGCUCAUCAUGAACGACCUGCUGCCCAUCACUGGAAACACUAUACCUCUCAUAAACGUGUUCUUCUCUCUCUGCCUGGCUCUGAUGGUGGCCAGUCUGCUGGAGACUAUCCUCGUCACCAAUCUGUUGAGCUGCUCUGCUAACUUCUCUUCCGUCCCUCGCUGGGUCCAAGUGUUUGUUCUGCAGAUUCUGGCCCUUCUCGUUUGCAUGCCUCGGAAGACUAAAGAAACAAAGGGUUCUGGUAAACAGUUUUGUGAGCGGGACAUGAAACUCAACACUGUGGUUGCACAGCAAAAAGCUGCUGAUGGGCUUCCAGGGGAAAAGGGGCCAGCGGUGGACAGCAUGGCCGUCCAAGAGCUGAGGAGCCUGGGCAGGGACCUCCAGGCCAUCCGCCUCCACGUGGAGCAGCAGCAGGGGGACAGCAAGAGCUCGGAGGAGUGGAUUCAGUGUCGCCUGUUGAAAGUCAAGCCCCCUAAGCUUCUGUUCAUCUUCAUCUCUGUACUCAUGCACGCUCCAUGCAGCUCCUUAAUGGUGAACUGCUCUCAACCCGACCUGCCGUCUUUGCUGGAGGCUCUGACACCGGUCUUCACCCUGAGCUCCAUUCGACCUGUCAUGAACACGUCGACCCCCACCCGCGUCAGCAUCGACUUCACCAUGUACGGCAUUUUGGGAGUGGACGAAAAGGCCCAAAUCCUGACGACGUACAUCUGGCAAGAUUUAACAUGGAGAAAUGAGUUUGUCGAAUGGGACCCAGAACAGUGCGGUUCUGCAUGGAUUACAAUUCCAAGAAAACUGCUCUGGACACCAGAUGUGGUCAUCAAUGAAUGCAUGGAGCAGAACUCAGCUCCAUUUGUCCCGUACACUUAUGUGUAUCACGAUGGCUUCGUGUAUGAUGGACAGCCCGUCAGAGUGGUCAGCUCCUGCAGGCUCGACAUCUACACGUUUCCAUUCGACACCCAGAACUGCAGCUUCACCUUCAACUCCUACUUACUUCGUAUGGCUGCUAUGGAGAUUCGCCACACGUUAACUGCAGAGGAAAUCUUACAAUAUUCUAAAGACGUGAUGGCGACCAUGGGGGAGUGGUACCUGGUUGGACUCACGGCUGAGACAUUACAUUCCGCAGCCUCGGAUGGAGAGGCUUACCAAUUUGUUCGCUUUUUUGUCUCGGUGAAGCGUCGGUCCACCCUGUAUGUGGUGAACCUGCUGAUCCCCAGCUGCCUCCUCAUCACAGUGGACCUGUUCAGCUUCCUGCUGUCUCCCCACAGCGGCGACCGCUCCUUUUUCAAGGUGACCCUCAUCCUGGGCUACACGGUCUUCCUGCUCAUCAUGAACGACCUGCUGCCCGUCAGUGGAGACAGAAUACCUCUCAUGAAUGUCUUCCUGUGUCUGUGCCUGGCUCUGAUGAUGACCAGUCUACUGGAGACCAUCCUCAUCACCAACCUGCUGUUUGGCUCCGCUCACUACUCUCCGGUCCCCCGCUGGGUCCGAGUGUUUGUUCUCCACAUCCUGGGUCGCCUGGUCUGGCUUCCUCCAAAGUCCAGAAUGCAGGAGACCACCGUCAUCCAAAAUCCUGCUGCUCAAGAUAUAAACGUCCCCUCUCGGGUGGAAGAGAACAACGAGGCUCCGGAACAGAAGGGGCCACUGGAUGAGGACAAGGCCCUGCAGGAGCUGAGGAGCCUGGGCAGAGACCUUGAGGCCCUCAAACUUCAGAUGAAGCGGCAGCUGAGUGCAGAGGAGUGGAUCCAGGUUGGUUUCAUCAUAGACCGCCUGCUGUUCCUCCUCUACAUCCUCUUCAUAUCCGCCAGCUUCAUUACUAUAAUCUUCUUCUGGCUGAAAUAAUACCAAUUAUAAUCUGUUAACAAGCUUUGUCAAAUUACUUAACUUAUAUAUUUGACACCUGGGUUAGGGUUAGGGUUAGGGUUACCUGAGACCUCUGUUAUAAUCUAUUUAAAUGUUUUAAAUGUUAUUUUAUUUAAAAUGAUCUUGUUUACAAGAAAUUCCUGCUGACUCCUCUCUACAAGCGUGUAGACUUACAGUUGACA